This is a messenger RNA of Drosophila serrata, 204 nucleotides long. RefSeq lists its product as uncharacterized. The record is from RefSeq and is a predicted model, not a curated record. NCBI's taxonomy places the organism in Eukaryota, Metazoa, Arthropoda, Insecta, Diptera, Drosophilidae.
AUGGAACAUCGAAUUUUCUUUGCCUUUUUGGCCCUCACCUUGAUCCACCUGCUCCUUGGGGAUCAGAAUCAUUUGGUUGAGGCUGCACCCUCUUCGGAUGAUCUGUCCAAGUUUGGGGAAAUGGAGCGAACCAUCAAGGAGUUGACCAGCUCGAUUAGCCAUGAGUGGAGCCAGUUCGGCUACACUGAGAAAAACAUAGACUAG